GGUUUUCACGCGUAUCUUAGUUUGGCAAGUUGCCAAAGAAACAUAAACACACACUCACUGCCCUGUUUUUGCAGUAUAAAAUCCGCGGAAACGGCAGUCACGUCGCAAUCGAAAACCUACAACCAUAGUAACUGGAACACUUCCCUCUAACAACAGUUUAUCAGAAAACUAAACAAAGGAUUUAACUCUUGAUUUCAUCAGUUCUCUUGACGCAGAAAUUUGUGCGCUGUUCGCAAAUACUUCAAGUUGACAACGUAAUACAUUCAAAUAUGCCUACUGAAUGUACCGCCAACCCUCUUCAACGGGAAUUGGCUGACAGUAUCAUCAGGUUCUCCCCAUUGGAUGAUUUAAGGAUACUCAUUGCGUGUGGAGCCAGUCCCAAUGACCCAGUAACACAAGGUUUGCGUCCGCUCCAUUACGCGGUUUGGCAGCGUUACCUCGAGGCUGUCCAAUUUUUACUAGUUCGUGGAAGCGACGUCAAUGCUAGGGAUGACUGUGGAUAUACUGCUCUACACUUGAGUGCCGAGCACGGCUACACAGAGAUAAUGAGUCUUUUACUUGAAUAUCAAGCCAAAGUGAACUUUUCCGACAAGGUGGGCGAAGAAAAAGCAGAUGCCGGCAAACCUAAUCUAUGCGACGAACCUUUGCAUUUGGCCAUCAAGAACGGUCACUAUGAAGCGGCUCGCAUUUUGCUCGAAAACGGAGCUAACGUGAACACACGUUAUUUUUUCGGCUGUGAAAUUAGCCUUAUUUCAGCACUUAACCCAGAAGCCAUGGAACUUUUAUUGAUGUAUGGGGCCUAUCCGGAUUCAAGAGAUCGUAGUGGAUUAACUCCUCUAAUGAAAGCAUGUCGGAAUCCACAGGCUACAGAAACCGUUCUGAAAUUGAUUUCCUAUGGAGCAGACGUGAAUGCCCAAGCAGACGAGCGGAACGAUUACCGAUCAGUACUUCAUUAUGCAGUCCUUUCAGGUAAUCGUUCCAUGGUGAGUCUCUUACUGAAACAAGGAGCACGACUUCGGCCACCACCAGGUGAUCCAGCAUUAUCCAAGCCUUCGGUGUUGGAUUUAGCCGUUCUUAAGGGUGACGUCGAACUGGUCAGGAUGCUCAUUGAAGCCGGAGCUGAUGUCAACAAUACUUCAUCGAUUUUGGGUUCGGCGUUACACGUGGCCUGUGCCGACAAUGUAGCAAAUAGGGCGGAAAUUGUCCGGCUUUUGUUAGAAAAUGGCGCUAAUCCUAACAUAGCAGCCAGAAGCGACGAAGGAUUACCACAUCCUUCCAUAUUAGCUGAAUAUAUUACAUCCAAUGGCAACAAGGAUAAGCUUGAUCACGAAGUUGUCGAGUUGCUGCUCCGUCACGGAGCACAGGUGGUACUCAAGACACAACACCGUCAUCCACUGGGAUUGUACUCCAUCUUACCUAUUUUAGCACGACAUCCGCGAGUCUUUUUAAAUGUGAUGGAAGCAGCAGAAAGUUUUGACAAUGUCAUGCUUAAACGCCUGAAUAACGUUCCUCCGGAUUUUAAACAAAUUAUUCUUGACCUCGCCACGCAACCCCUUUCUCUUCAACAACAAUGUCGAUUCUACCUGCGCCAACAAUUGCAACCUAACAUUCAUCUUAAAAUACCUUUACUCGAGAUUCCUACAAUACUUCAAUCUUAUUUACUCUUCGAUAUUAGCUAGCUGCAUUACCCCAAGUAACAUCAUAUCUUACGCAUGACUUAAGCAAUCCAAUCCCCUAUAUUGUACAAAACAUGCCGCGCCCAUCUUGGAAACUCGUGCUAUAAAACUGAAAAGUGGUGUUGUUGAAUUUAUACGUAAAAUUAUAGCCGCAGUUUAACUUAUGCAAAAAUAUUCGAACGGAUUUGACGCGGAAUACAAAAGCCAAUAAGCAAGUAAAA
Molecule: messenger RNA, 1897 nt
Organism: Daphnia carinata
Lineage: Eukaryota; Metazoa; Arthropoda; Branchiopoda; Diplostraca; Daphniidae
Product: putative ankyrin repeat protein RF_0381
Exons: 8
Coding region: 270-1679 (469 amino acids)
Biological process (GO): intracellular signal transduction
Molecular function (GO): protein binding
Source: RefSeq, a predicted model, not a curated record